This is a messenger RNA of Chelonia mydas (Green sea turtle), 4150 nucleotides long. It is a transcript of the gene CCDC91, whose product is annotated as coiled-coil domain containing 91. Lineage: Eukaryota; Metazoa; Chordata; Testudines; Cheloniidae. Gene Ontology annotation, biological process: Golgi to lysosome transport. The coding region runs from base 148 to 1605 and encodes 485 amino acids. The transcript is spliced from 14 exons. The record is from RefSeq and is a predicted model, not a curated record. Gene Ontology annotation, cellular component: trans-Golgi network.
GCCUAAGGGUGAGAGCGGGUCGCCCGCGUGACAGGGAAGGGUGGCGUUUCCCGGGAAGGUGGCCGCCGCAGCAGUUGCGUCACCUGGGGCAGCUGUACUGAGUAGUGACGUACGUACGUCCGCACGCACGCAGGUGCCAGCUGGAAAAUGGAUGACGACGAUUUUGGAGGCUUUGAGGCAGCAGUGACCUUUGAAGGUGAAGAUGGUGAAACACAAACUAUUUCUCCUGCUAUUCCUUGGGCAGCCUUUCCUGCAGUGUCUGAAAUCCAUGUGUCACAAACUAUUUCUUCAGAUGUUCUACUGGAGCAUUCUCUGCCUUCUGCUUGCUUUGUCCCUUCUGAUUCAUUCAUCUUAUCAGGUGAUGAUGUACUGACAGCUGUUCAAACAUCCAACAGUAUUUUAAACCCAGCUGUUCUUAAAGAACAGGUUCAGUUAUCAGCCAGUUCUUCCUUGGAUAUCUCAAUUCCUUCUUUGAGUUUAACAGAAGGAAAACUUUCAGAAAAAUUAACCAUCUCUGUGGGUGACUCUGAGAAGCAGGGGAUAAAUGGAUCAAAGAAGUAUCUUCAACCAACGGUUGCAAGUCUAGAGAUCAAACUCAAAGAUGCUGAAGAAGAAAGAUAUAGAAUUAAAAAGGAGUUAGAAGAUUUGAUGGAAAAGCAUAGUAUCCUACAAACAGAUUUCUUGAAAGAAAAGGAAGGUGAAUUCAUCUCACACCAAGAUCGCUACAAAAAGUUGCAGGAGAAACACAAGCUUGAGUUAGAAGACAUGAGGAAAGCUGGACAUGAAGCCCUAACUAUUAUUGUAGAAGAAUUUAAGGCACUACUGCAGUCUACAGUUCAGAAGCAAGAAGAAGCCAUUGAAAAACAGUACGUAGCUGCAAUUGAAAAACACUCAUACAAGUGUGAGGAAUUGCUGAAUGCUCAGCAUCAGAGACUUCUUGAUAUGCUGGAUACAGAGAAAGAAGUGUUAGCACAAAAAGUAGAAGAAGCUUUGAUGCAACAAUCACAGAAACAUAAGGAAGCACUGGAAAAAUGUUUGGAGGAACAACAGAAUAGAAGUAAAGAGGCUUUGGCAGCUGCUGCUAAGAUUGAAAAAGAAGUAAUGCAAGAGGCCAUUUUAAAAGCAGUUGAAGAGGAAAGGAGAAACAUGGAGAAAAUUCAUGCAGAAGAAAGAGAAAUAUGGCAGGCCGAGUGUGCCAAAGACAAAGAAAAGAUUGCUCAAGCUGUUCAGGAGGCUGUGCAAGAGCAAAGAAAAACCAGUCAAGAAGUUGUUAAGGCAGCAAUAAUGGAAGAACAAAAACGAAGUGAAAAGGCUGUGGAAGAAGCUGUGAAAAAAACAAGAGAGGAAUUGAUGGAAUAUAUCAAAGAACAGAAGAGGAGUUCUCAUGAUAUUUCCCUGUUCUACAUGAAGAGACUCAAGGGCUCCAUUUCCAUCUCAUUUGCAGGUGUAUUUUCCCCAUCUCUUUCAAAAACAGUUAUUUUAUCACAGAUCUUCAUUUCCAUCUGGAAAAUACAAAAAGCAAUAAAAAAAAAUCAGACGGUUCCUCCAUCCAGUCAAACCUUCAAGAUGAUGACUUGGCUGCUUAGAAGAAGAUAUUUAAAAUAAUAACUUUCCCCCGUAGUCAUAAGCACCAUCUCAGCUACCAGAAUGGAUUCCAAAAAUUCUGUUUACUACAUCUGUGCAAAAGAUUUGCUACAGUACUUUUGCAAGAAGUAAACACUAUGUAAUUCUCAUCAGCCAUCAUAGUGUUGUGCUCAUUCAGAACUAAAAUCUUUUUUUACACUGAGGUUUACAAGUAAAUAGUGUAAGAAUCCAUAUAGUAUCAGCAAUUUUCCCACUUCACAAAAAACAGAAUAUUAAUCAACUAACUACAUCCUUUACAAAAGGCUCAAAAGAUGUUGACCCAAUAGUAAACCAUUGUCAGUUUAGUAUUUAUUGCUUGUGUUAACAUUUACUAUGCACUCACUAUGAUCAGUGAAGACAUCAAACUUAAAAACCUACCCUGAGAAAACAGCCUGUAUGUCAUAACAUUUACAAAAGUCUGUGUACUCCAAACAUCAUUUAUUACUCUUCCUUUGUUCACAUUUUUAAGAUCUAAACUGCCUUCUGAACUUUAUUUUCCAUAAGUCAUUUAAAAGUUUCAUGUGAAAAGUAUUAUUACAUUUUUGUUUGGAAGCUAGUCACUACAAAAUGGACAUCAUAAAAAGAUAUUUAGAAUGAAGAGAAGGUUUUGGUAAACUAACACAUCCCUUGAAUGUUUUUAUCUGGCAAAUCUAGAGCAGCUCAUCUCCAUUUCAUCCUUUGGUAGAUGGAUUUCCAUUUGCAUCAGAAAGAAUGGAUUUUUUUCCCAAAAAAAUAAUUUAUAGACAUAGUUGCUUCAUGGAGACCUCUUCACAUUGUUUUAUUGUCUUACUACUAUACAGCUAUCUCACCUCUUGUGAGACUUACAGUAUAAAAUUCAUAUUAAAAUCUUGGCCCAAAUUCUCCUUUAUGUAUACAUUGUUCAUCCCCAUCUAAGACAAUGAGAUUGCAAAGGCUGUGAAUCAGGGCAUAAUUGUUUUUCUGUCUUUUCUUGUCCUUUUUGCUAUCUUUUCUUCUACUUAUUUUCAGUUUCUUUGUUUGCUAGAUCUUCCUAGGAUUCCAGGUGAUUGAGAUAAAUGGAGAGUCUCUUAUCUUCCCUUUGUCAGUGUACUCCUUCUUUCUAUCAAAAAACAUGCUUCUUCUUUCUUGUAUUUUUCAAUGCUUGAGAAAGUAGUCUAUUGUAGAACAGAAACAAAAAGUAAAUUCAUCCAAUUAUUACAAAAAAUCGAAAAUCAUUUUAUUGAAACAUGUUUUUGACUUUAGAUUUUCACUGAUAUUUAAUUAGAUGUACUCUGAACACAGUUAUGAAGAACGGGUUCUCUUGUGCAUUUUAGGAAUUAGUCAGCCUAAUAUAUUGUCAGUUUACAUUAGUUGUGAUGCAACUAUAGCUGAUAAUGCCUAUCAGUUUUGAAAGAUGAUGCAUUAGUAAUUGUUACCAUGUUUAGUAAUAUUAGUAAUUGUAAUGGUACCAUGUAUAGUACCAUUAGUAAUUGUUACCAUGUUACCAUUGUUACCAUGUUACAACUAGAAUGCAGUCAUUUUAAGUGCAUAAAAGAUAUACACAUAUAGUUUAUAGAUGGUAAUGCACAUUUUGUAUAUAAUUUCACAUCAUAUUACUUUUAGAUGAAAAAAGAAGAAAUCAUGAGAGAUGCCAUUUCUUAUAUAAACUAAAAGUAGCUGGACAAUAGUGUCUCUGAAUCAAAGCAGAGUUUUAAGUAUAAGACAAGAAAAUUCAAAUGCAUCUAAUCCUUGAAAUACUUAUCAAGGAGACAGUGAAAAUUAUAUCCUUGACAGAAUCAGUCCUUCCUUCAAUUUAUCUUGUAAGAGGAGUUUCCAUUCAUUCUGUAAUGAAUUCCAGUCUUGAAUGUUAAAAUGCUGAAUAUAAGUGGGUUUUUUGUUUUACUUAUUGAUCAGUUGCCUCACAUGCCUGUACAGAAAGGAUACAGUUAAGGAGAGCUAGCUAUUCCUGGUACAAGAUUUAUGAAGUCUGUCUGCAUUGCCAUUCAAAUUGGAAAAUGUGUGUAACCCCAAAUCAUUUGGCAAAAGUAGCUUUUGAGAUGGCUACAUCAGAGGCAGUGUGAACGGAUCUCUGGUCAAAGCUGGAGCACCUGUCAGAAUGAAAAAUAUACUUUAUGAACUAUACUUAAUGGCAAUAACUUUGGGAGGGAUUCCAAGAAGGACCCUCAGAGAAAGCACAGGUUUUACUUACAUUUACUGGCUGAAGUUCAGAGAGAUCAUAUUCCCAUUUUUCUUUGAAUAUCAGAGGAAGAUCCGGUUCCACCCACUAAUGGGUAGCAUACACUGUGUAAGAGUACACUUCCUUUCUAUUUAAAAAAAAUGUUUAAAGUCCUUCGAAGCAGGGGACGUGGGCAGAGCAGUAUUUCCACUUGGUUAGCAAUGAUUAAGUGCUUUAGGAAAAGAUCCAUAAACAGAAUCUUGUUCAGAAGCGUCAGUUUAUUUUGAAAUUGUACAAAAUACAUUUCUUUCCUUACAAUAAACGUUCUGUAUAACCAAUGUUCAAAGUAAUUUCUAACUCACGGCUGGACGUACUAAUUAAAUUAUUUUUUUU